GCAAACUGAAGUGCAGACGGCUCUGCUUGGGCAUUAACAAUCACAGAGCACCUUUCCUAAGAAUAGGGGUUUGCUCCAGCUCCAGUCCUGUUAGCCAAAAUAGCCUCACCCUCCCAAUGGGGUGCACUGUGCUAUGCAUCUGGCUGAUUUCUCAACGCCAGAGGUGGGUGACUUAUAAAGUACUUUUGGAUCUUUGGAGAGGCCAGGUGCUACAUAAAUGUAACCCUGUUAUAAAUCAUAUUUAUUUACUAUUAUUGAUUUUGUUAUAGGGCUAGUGGCAACACAAUGCAACUAAGAGGUAGCAUGACUGGUGGGGCAUUAGGACCCAGAGGUUGCUGGGUGGAAGAGGUAGAAUCCCUUGCUCAGUGUCUGUCAUUCUCAGUGCUUCUGCAGCUUUGCUCUUGAUCUCCUUCCAUGGUGACUGAUCACCUCCUGCACGUACAGAGAGCAAGAGGCCUAGUUAGGACGUCCUCUCACUGGCCCAAUGGCAUCUCCCAGAACUGUAACCAUUGUGGCUCUCUCGGUGGCUCUGGGGCUUUUCUUUGUCUUCAUGGGGACGAUCAAAUUGACCCCAAGGCUCAGCAAAGAUGCCUACAAUGAGAUGAAACGAGCCUACAAAAGUUACGUCCGGGCCCUUCCCAUAUUGAAGAAGAUGGGAGUCAGCUCAAUCCUUCUCCGCAAGAGCAUUGGUGCCCUGGAGGUAGCAUGUGGAAUUGUCAUGACACUGGUGCCUGGACGCCCCAAGGACGUGGCCAACUUUUUCCUCCUGCUUCUCGUGCUCGCUGUGCUCUUUUUUCACCAGUUAGUGGGUGACCCACUCAAGCGCUAUGCCCACGCCCUUGUCUUUGGGAUCCUGCUCACUUGCCGCCUACUGAUCGCCCGCCAGCCUGAGGAGCAGCCACCUGAGAAGAAGAUCCUUUUGGUGAAUGGUAAUGAGCAGCCACUUGCCCACGAGGCAGCUCCUGAGAAAGGCAAAGUAAAGGUGUCUUAGAGGAAUGCAUUUGAGGGACAGCUCCAGGCAGCUCUCUCUCAAAAAAAACAAACAGUUUUUUUAAUUCUUUUUUGUUUUGUUUUGUUUGUUUAAAAGGUUGCAUUAGGGGCUUAGGAAAAACAGUAUGUCAGCCAAUCACCACAUGAUGGCUUGUGCAACCCAAACACCAUAGAACUACCCUCUUCCCUAACCAUAUACAUACACACUGUCUUUUAAUUAGUCCAUGGGGGAAAAAUGUACCUUGUUGAGUGUGUGUUCAUGGGAGGGAGCCCCUACUCAGAACCACCUCUGUGACAAGUCUUCUGUGUGGACUGGUUAUGGGGAAGAAGAUCUGUGAUCCGUUUAUACCUCACCUGCCUGGGUUUCCCCUUUGCAUGGGGUUUAACACUAGAGCAAUGAACUGGACAGAGAAACUAUUUUUCCUGCUUCCCAUGAGCAAUUGUUGCAUCACUCUCUCAGUGAAGAAUAAGGAUUAUGGAUUAGAACUGUCCAAAGGUUGGUAUUUGCCCAGUAGUAAACCCACAUACCUGUUGCUGGCAAAAAGAGCAGCCAUGGUCAGUGUCUCCCUCCAAAAAUAAAUAAGUAAAUAAAUAAAUCCCCUUUCCUGCCAACUGCUCACUGAGACUUUAUGGAAUUGCCAGCGAUUGUUAUGGGUGCCCAGGAUCCUCAUUCCACAUUCACACAGGAGGUCACGGAGCAAGUAGGGGAGCAGUCUUGUCACAAAGAGCCUGAUUCUCUCUGAUAUAUCUGAAAAUUUGGGAGAUGCAUUUAAAUUUUGUUACCUUUCUUGGUAUUUAUCUCUGUUGUUGUUUUUUUUAAUUACUCAUGAAAAUAAACUUUUUGAAAU
This is a messenger RNA of Gopherus evgoodei (Goodes thornscrub tortoise), 1838 nucleotides long. It is a transcript of the gene TMEM35A, whose product is annotated as transmembrane protein 35A. The transcript is spliced from 2 exons. The record is from RefSeq and is a predicted model, not a curated record. Gene Ontology annotation, biological process: chaperone-mediated protein complex assembly; positive regulation of protein localization to cell surface. Gene Ontology annotation, molecular function: acetylcholine receptor regulator activity. Gene Ontology annotation, cellular component: endoplasmic reticulum. The coding region runs from base 485 to 991 and encodes 168 amino acids. Lineage: Eukaryota; Metazoa; Chordata; Testudines; Testudinidae.